AUGGGUGUUCCCAAGUUCUUCCGCUGGCUGAGCGAACGGUAUCCCGCGAUCUCCAUGCUGAUUGCGGAGAACCGGAUACCGGAGUUCGACAACCUAUAUCUUGACAUGAACGGCAUUAUCCAUAACUGCACACACAAGGACAGUGACUCGCCAACUUUCCGAAUGACCGAGGAUAAGAUGUUCAUAGCCAUCUUUAACUAUAUCGAGCAUUUGUACGGCAAGAUCAAGCCAAAGAAGCUCUUCUUCAUGGCAGUGGACGGCGUUGCCCCACGUGCGAAGAUGAAUCAACAGCGCGCGCGACGAUUCCGAACGGCACUGGACGCCGAACAGGCGAAGGAGAAAGCUAUUGCCCAGGGGAUCGAAAUGCCGAAGGAAGAUCCCUUUGACAGCAACUGCAUUACCCCGGGCACGGAGUUCAUGGCGAAGCUUACGGAACAACUGAAGUAUUUCAUUAGCAAGAAGAUUUCCGAGGAUAAAGACUGGCAGGGGGUGGACAUUGUACUUUCCGGCCAUGAAGUGCCAGGUGAAGGUGAACACAAGAUCAUGGAAUACAUCCGGCACGCGAAAGCGCAGCCCGGGUACGAUCCGAACGUUCGCCAUUGUUUGUAUGGUCUCGAUGCCGACUUGAUCAUGCUGGGUCUUCUCAGCCACGACCCUCAUUUCUGCCUUCUCCGGGAGGAGGUGACUUUUGGUCGCCAGGUGCAGAAAAAGUCCAAGGAACUAGAACAUCAGAACUUCUACCUGUUACAUCUAUGCAUGGUCAGAGAGUAUUUGGAGUUGGAGUUCCAGGAGUUGGAGGGCAAGGGGAUCAUAGAUUUCCCUUACGAGUUUGAGCGAGUGAUCGACGAUUUUAUUUUGAUGGCCUUCUUCGUUGGAAACGAUUUCUUACCUAACCUGCCUAACCUUCAUAUCAACGAGGGGGCCUUAUCGUUGAUGUUCAAAAUCUACAAGGAGGUUUUGCCCAAGAUGGGCGGCUACAUUAACGAGCAGGGCACAAUCAACCUAGAACGUCUCGGGAUGCUUCUUGAUGGGUUGAGUCACGUGGAGUACCGGUUUUUUGAGGCCGAGUACUCAGAUGCGGCAUGGAUGCGCGCAAAACAGAGCAGUGAUGAGAACGGUGUGGAUGUGGAUGCUAAGCCCAAGGCUUUCACGGUCACGCCCGAGCAGAAAAACAUUCUGAAGACCGUCAAGAAGUACGUUCUGAAUCGACCUGGAAAGGCAGCGGAUGCGAAGCCUCUUGACUUCCCACCCACGCUCCCAGCUAGAGACCGAAAGUUUGUGGAACAGCUCGCGGGCGAUCUGCGCUUGCCCUGGAGUACUAUCUCGAAUGAUGAUGGAGACCGAUUCAUUCGAGUUCAAUUCCCACCCAGUGAGAACGAUGACAGUGAAGAGGAGGAGGACGAAGAAGCCUCUAUGGCGGUUCGCAGGAUUAUUCGCAAAUAUGAGAACGCCAAAGUCCAAGAGCUCUCGCCUGAGGAAGCCCAAGCGGCCGCUCAGAAGAAAUACGAAGAGAAGUUCCAGGACUGGAAAGACAAAUACUACAUGGAUAAAUUUGGCUGGGGUCUGGACAACAACGAGGAGAUGCGCAAAUUGACGGAAAACUAUGUACAAGGUCUUCAAUGGGUCUUGUUCUAUUAUUAUCGAGGCAUCGCCUCCUGGCCAUGGUUCUUUAAUUCUCACUACGCCCCAAUGAUUUCUGAUGUCAAGAAGGGCUUGAAAGCGGAUACGAACUUCCGACUCGGGAGACCAUUUAGGCCCUACGACCAGCUCAUGGGUGUGCUUCCCGAUCGGAGCAAGAAAAUUGUCCCCAAGGCGUAUCACGAUUUGAUGUCUUCACCGGAUUCCCCUAUCAUCGACUUCUACCCUCGUGAUUUUGAACUGGACAUGAACGGGAAAAAGAUGGAGUGGGAAGCUGUCGUUAAAAUUCCGUUCAUCGACGAACGUCGUCUCUUAGAUGCCCUCGCGACGAGAGAGCACCUUCUGACACCAGAUGAGAAGGCCCGAAAUGGUUUUGGAGUCAGCCUUAAGUUCACGUAUUCUCAAGGCAUGGAUUUUAUCUAUCCGUCUUCCCUCCCUGGAGUUUUUCCGGAUAUCCCUAACUGCCGCUGCAUCCAAAAUGUCUUUGACCUGCCAACGAUGGACGGCCUGGAGCCUUAUGUUGGGCUUGUUGACGGAGUGCACCUUGGAGCGUCAGCUCUUGCCGGUUUUCCUAGCUUGAAGACCUUGCCUCAUGUCGGCCAACUAGGGUUCCAUGGUGUUUGUGUCUUUCAGCAAGAGAGUCGCAAUGAAAGUAUGGUGAUUACAGUGCUUGAUCCGGGCAGUCGGUCGAGCUCUGAGCUGGCUAAAAAGAAAAUCGGCCAGCGAGUCUUUGUGGGCUAUCCGUUCCUGCAAGAAGCACUUGUUACCCGCGUGUCCGAUGAACUAUUUGAUUACACCCUUCCUGCCGGAGAAGAACACCCUCUCGCCACACCGCAUUCCGAUGUGCAAAUUGAGCAGUGGAAAAAGAAGGCCGAUAAAAUUGAAGGCAUUUACAGCAGGAGGUUUGGUACCAUCAUCGGCCCAGUUGAGGCAAUGGUGCAUGUUCAGCUCCUGAAGGGUCUCAUUAAGACUGACGCAGGUGCUACUGUCAAAGAGUUUGCAGACAUUCCCGGGCAAGAAACGGAUUAUGCGUUGCAGCUUGUUGUCGACGAAGUAAUCAACCCUGAUGAGCGAUUCAUCGAACGAAAAGCUCUUCCGAUCCAAGAAGAAUUCCCCGAAGGCUCGCGCGCAUUCUUCCUCGGCGAGUUUAACUACGGUAGGCCGGUUCAUAUCACCGGCCAUGAUGAUGGUAAAGUGAAUGGGCUUGUCGCAGCGAUCAAGGGCCGGGAACCUGAGUUUGGAAUAGAGCGUGCGCGUAGCGCGGAGGCUCUAUCUCCUUACACGCCAGCUUUCGCAGUUGCUCGAAUGCUGAAUUUGAAUCCCCUGGUUUUGGCCAAAAUUACCUCGUCGUUCACCGUGGAUGUCGGUGGCCAGCGCGUCAACCUGGGUCUUAACCUCAAAUUCGAGGCUAGGAAGCAAAAGGUUCUUGGUUAUUCCCGCCGGUCAGAGUCUGGCUGGGAAUUCAGUGUGAAGGCAAUUCAACUGCUUGGACAGUACAUGCAGAAAUUCCCUGAUUUCUUCCUGGCCCUUAAGCAGAACCCUCGCAAUGACAGGUACCAGCCUACCGAUUUCUAUCCUGCAGAUAUCGCUCUUGACAAAAUAAAUGAGAUCAAAGCAUGGCUGAAGGAGAUUGAAUCGAAAAAUUUUGAGAGGGUUCCGCUGGAGGCGGAGCAGCUUGAUUCAGAUGUUGUCAAGCUCAUCGAGCAGGACGCCGACCAACUUUUGAGAAGCCAACCACCUAUGGAAGUAAGAAAGAUCCGCGAUAUUCCUCGAAGUGCGCUCCUUCGACCAGCCGACGUCGAGCAUCGACUUGGAAACCAGACUUUCAAGCUUGGAGAUCGUGUUGUGUAUGCCCAGGAUUCUGGCAAAGUGCCCAUCGCCACCCGAGGAACGGUGGUCGGACUUACUCGAACUCCACGAGCUAUCCUACUUGAUGUUGUCUUUGACGUCGCAUUCAUGAGCGGUACAACUUUGGGAGACCGAUGUUCUGCCUUCCGCGGGCAGACAGUACCGGCGUCGUCUGUGCUAAACGUCUCCCAUCGACAGCUCUCUGCCAGUACUAGGGCGGCAGUCAAUCAAAAGCAACAAAACCAGCCCUCUCCUCUGACAGUAGCAGGCUACGGCGCGCCUCUGGGUCCCGGUGGUCAAGGGCAGCUGAGAGAAGCUCCCGCUCCGGCACCCCUUCGAGGCUCUUUCCGAGGAGCAUUGUCCGGCGUGCGAGGUGGAGGUGGACGUGGCGGUACUAACGGCGCCACCACUAAUCUACCUUUCCGACCGCACCCAGAUACGAAUGGUAACGCUCGUGGCGGUAGAGGUCGAGGGCGCGGGGCAAUGGCGCGUGGACGAGGUGGCUAUGUCUCAGUCGAUAACAGUGACCCCAAUACCGGCGUUGUCCAAAAUAACCCGAACUUCCGGCCAAAGAAUUAUUCCCAAGUGCCACCGCCUGUUGGCCUGGAGUCACGCGGACGAGGCCGAGGCCGAGCAGGCCGUGGUGUGGAUCGAGGAAAUGGACACCGAGGUCGGGGUGGCAAUCGUGGAAGGGGUGCCGCUGCUACUCGUGGCCAGUGA
Aspergillus mulundensis is the source of this 4206-nucleotide messenger RNA. RefSeq names its product chromatin-binding exonuclease XRN1. Gene Ontology annotation, molecular function: RNA binding; 5'-3' RNA exonuclease activity. Lineage: Eukaryota; Fungi; Ascomycota; Eurotiomycetes; Eurotiales; Aspergillaceae. The transcript has 2 exons. Gene Ontology annotation, biological process: nuclear-transcribed mRNA catabolic process; rRNA catabolic process. The record is from RefSeq and is a predicted model, not a curated record. Gene Ontology annotation, cellular component: nucleus. Bases 1 to 4206 code for a protein of 1401 amino acids.